AUGAGAUGGGGAUUCCUCGCUGUCUUGCUAGCGAAAGGAGCGCUGGGAUAUGCCGAGACGCACACAUUGAGAAGCUCUGUGCUUGACAAAGAUGCACCAGAGAAGAGACGCAGCCCUUCCCACUCCCUGCAGACGGUCCAAAGCUCCGAGGCUGAGAUGAGCCAAGCGGUCGCCUGGCGCCUCGACUGCCGCGCGGUGGCGCCCUCCGACCUCAUCGACUACUGCGGCAUGGUCCAGAACAUGGGGUACGCAAGCUUGCCGCUGGUAUUUCUGUGGGUUGUUGUGCUCAUGUGGCUGCUCAACACUACGGCUGAAGUCUACUUUGUGCCCCCUUUGGUGUACUGGUCUUCGCUGCUGAGCUUGCGACCGGGAAUCGCUGGUGCCACCUUCGUCGCCAUUGGCAACGGGGCGCCCGACAGCGUGAUGAUGUUCCUGGCACCGUCGGUUCAGGACGCCUUGGACAUGGUGCUCUGCGGCGUGAUGUGCAUCCUCUGCGUGGCCGGGGGCUGUGUCCUCCUGGCUCGGCUACGCCUGCGAGCACGCGCGGAUCGAACUCAGCUCAGUGACAAGGAAGAGGCAUGCGAGCCCCUGGACCGCCGCGCCUAUAUCAACAAUGCCGCGUGGCUUGCUCUGGCGCUGGGCUACAUGCUGUGGCUGCUGACGACGCGGCGGGUGACGCUGGGCCGGGCGCUGAUGAUGCCCCUCAUGUAUGUCUGCUACCUGGCGUCCCUCUUCUUGCUCCCAGACAGCCGCCCGCCCCUGAUGGCCCCGUCCGACCUCGGCCCCGCCCCGCCCCUGCCGGGCCUGCAGAAGCCCCCGAAGGGGGACAUCGGCCAGCUGGUUCUAUGGGCCCUGGCGUGGCCUACCUACGUGCUGCGUUGGACGUUGAUCCCGCCCUCGGACUACUUCUGGGACCGACCGCGGCGCAUCUUCUCGAGCCUGUCCCCGGUGGCCGUGCUGCUCUUCUGCCUGUGGAGCUAUGAUCUGGGUUUGCGCUGGUGCGUGCAAAGCCCGGCAACCAUCGCCGUGACCCUGGUGGCUGCGCUGGCGGCCGCGGGCAUCUUCCUGUCGAGCGACGACGGGCCUAAGGUGCCGGCCGUGUACCCUGCGACCACGCUUCUGGCAAAAGCUUCCUCUGUGCUCUUCCUACUGGCCGUGGCCAAGGAGCUCACGAGCUGCUGCAAGACCGUGGCUUUCUACCUGGGUGUGUCGCGCUUCGUGCUGGAGAGCACGGUGGUGCCCUGGGGCAACUCCCUGGGAGACAUCGUGACCGGCAUCGCCAUGGUCCGGCAGGCUCAGUCUCAGGCGGCGGCCACUGCGCUGUUUGCUGGGCCACUGUUUAACCUCCUGGUCGGUGCAGGUGUCUCCAUGCUCCUGGUCACUGUGCAGAGGGGCGAUGCUGUCGUCAUUGCAGAUGAGAGCUACCCUUCGCUGAUGAUGCAGGUGGGCUGCAUCGCCGUGGCCGCCUCGGCGUUGGUGCUCGCCUUCGCUUUCGAGAAAGAGGGUGGCACAUUGUGGCCCGUGGCCAUGUGGUCCAUCUACAUGGUCUUCAUCGUAGGUGUCGUCAUGGCGGAAGUGGACCUGCGCCUGUCGGGCCAGUGA
Symbiodinium natans is the source of this 1602-nucleotide messenger RNA. The record is from the annotation of a GenBank genome assembly. NCBI's taxonomy places the organism in Eukaryota, Dinophyceae, Suessiales, Symbiodiniaceae.